AUGGACACCCGUAUUGCCAGCAUCAUCGGCGACACAGCWCUUUGUGGCGUUAUUCCUGAUGGAGAUACAGAUACUCUCCCAUCACAACAAGCUGUACCAUCAACCAGUCAUACUGCAGAAACUCAAGCCAGUCCCGCCUGCCCUCAGGAGCCGGAGGCGGUAGAGGAGCUGGGGGACUUCAACAUCUGGAACAAGAUGAAGGACCUGGUCUCCUACAGUCCUGUGGUUCUGGACCCAAACUCUGCUCAUCCAGGACUCGUCCUGUCUGAAGAUCUGAUCAGUUUGAGACGAGGAGAGAGACAGAAGCUUCCUCACAAUCCAGAGAGGUUUGAUUAUUACAUCUCAGUCCUGGGAUCUGAGGGUUUUAACUCAGGGACUCACAGCUGGGACGUCCUGGUUGGAGACAGUACAAACUGGGCAGUGGGUGUGUUAGCAGAGUCUGUCCAGAGGAAGGGAGACAUUCUGUCUGGAUUAUGGAGAAUACGGUUCUAUGAAGGUGAAUACUCAGCAUGGUCACCAUCAGGAUCAUCUGUUCUCUCUGUGGAGAAGAUCCAGAGGAUCAGAGUGAAACUGGACUGGAACAGAGGAGAAGUGUCGUUCUCUGAUCCUGAUACUAACAAACACAUUCACACCUUCAGAGACACUUUCACUCAGAAGAUGUUUCCAUACUUUAACACUGUAGAUCCACUGAAGCUGUUACCUGUGAAUGUGACCGUGGAUCAGAGCAGUUACAGAUAAAGAUUUGAUUUGUCAUGUUGUUGAAUUUAACUGUUCAACUCGUUUUUCUAAAGCUUCGUUUAUUUCUGCUUUUACUUCUCACUCAUUUUUAUUUCUACUGUCGACUUUUCCACGUGUGUAAAGAGAGUUCAUUAUUUUCUGAUCUUUCUCUUUGGUUUGUUUUUUUAUUUUCAUGGAAAAUGUUUGUGAUCAUUUAGAUUUUGUGUGGAUCCAUGAAGACGAGCAAACUGAUGAAGAUCCACAUCAAAACACAUUCAUCAAUAACAGCUGAUCAUUGUUCACAUUCAACAAACUUUAUUAAAACUCAGACAUGAGACAUGAUUCAUGUUGAAUGACAUAAAGUCUGUGCACAUGUGAAAUAAUCCAACAUAUAUGAACAUCUGAUUUCAAAUGUAAGUCUAACAUUAUCUGUCAUUAAAUAGGAUUCAACACUUUUA
This is a messenger RNA of Paralichthys olivaceus (Japanese flounder), 1175 nucleotides long. Lineage: Eukaryota; Metazoa; Chordata; Actinopteri; Pleuronectiformes; Paralichthyidae. The record is from RefSeq and is a predicted model, not a curated record.